Molecule: messenger RNA, 1205 nt
Organism: Cyprinus carpio (common carp)
Lineage: Eukaryota; Metazoa; Chordata; Actinopteri; Cypriniformes; Cyprinidae
Exons: 9
Coding region: 37-723 (228 amino acids)
Molecular function (GO): ubiquitin-protein transferase activity
Source: RefSeq, a predicted model, not a curated record
UGUUCAUCUUCAAGACAGUCACAGGGUGAAAGUCAAAUGGAAAAUGAGGGUGCAGCUGUACCUACAACCAGUAGGACAUGUGUCUCAACCUCACAGGAUCCAGAUUUGGACAGUCAGGAAACAGAUAAUACACCUGCUGCUUAUGUCUCGGAGGAUUUAGAUUUCAUUGUUAAGGGGGAUUGUGCAAUUGGAGAUGGUGUGAACAGGCAUAUCCUCUCAACAGUGAUGGACAACCUUCAAAAUGGCUUUCUUCUUGAUGAAGAUAAAGGAGUGAAAACUUUGCUCUUUGAGGGAGAGCGGGACCAUCUUGUUCCUUCCACCUCUAAGGCGCUUUUGGAAAGUGAUUUUUUUAUUGUGGUUGGUCGCAUUAUUGGACACUGUUUUUUGAACCAAGGCCCACAUUUUGCUGGACUGAGCCCUGCAAUUAUGCACGUGCUAUUCGGGGGAGAACCAGAGACCGCAACAAUAACAGAAUUGGACUGUGUGGACCAGGAUGUCCGUGAAGUUUUACAGUUGUUGGAAGAAAACAGCAACUUCUCAGAGGAACAAAAGGCAAAAAUUCUCUCGGUGACCCUCCCUUGGGAUCUCCCCGGUGUUACAGCAGAAAACAGAUGGUGGCUGACGGAGAAAAUUCUUCUUCACUCUGUACUGGGAAGAACAACUCAGCAGGUUAAACAAAUGAGGAGGGGUUUGAAAGACACCGGGGUCUGGGAAUUUUUUUAGCUCCAGGCCAGACGCCAUCCCAGUCUUGUUCCCCAGGACCAGUGAUGUGAUGUUAACACCACAGAUGAUUCUGGACAAGAUUGUCUGGCCAAGGGAUGAGGAUGUUGAUGAGGAUAUACUCAGCUUGGAGGAACAACAAAAAGCACUACAUUUUCUCCGAAGAUUCAUAGAGAAUGGAUCUGGAGAGCGUCUGAAGUCACUUCUCACAUUCUGGACUGGGUGGGACGUGCUGUCAUCAGACCUGGAAGUUGAAUUUGUUGACUGUGCUUUGCCACAGGCAUCUACCUGUUUUUUCACUCUAAAACUAUCUAAAAAUGUAGCAACAUAUGAGGAAUUUGAGCGUGACCUGAUGGCAAGCAUCACUUCAUGGUACUCUGGUUUUGGCAAGAUUUAAACACUGCAUACUGAAACAGUUUUGAGAGUUUACAGAUAUUUCAUCUUGAGCCAGUAGUUCUGAUGGCAGAUUCAGAUUCAAAGUUGUU